CUCGCUGAACUUCCGCAUCAAUGCUGUUGGUUGCCAGGCAGACAUUCGAGCCGCCUUCCACCAGAUCGUCCUGAAGGAGGAGGACAGGCGCUACGUGCAGUUCCUGUGGGGAGACCGCCACCUGCGCUUUCAGAGGGUCCUGUUCGGCGAGCAGCGUUACGAGAUGGGUCUGCUCUGGAAGUCGGACAGCAGGCCGGCCUCCAACCUGACGUCUACGGAGCUACGCACCCGACGUCUGGUCUCCAAGAUGAGUACCGACGAGCUCGACAGGUAUGAUCGUCAUAUCUCCGAGUUGAUUGUGAACGGUGUGGUUGAGGAUGCCCCUCUCACAGAUGACCCUGAUGACGCCUUCUUCCUGCCGCACCGGGGUGUUGUCCGGGGUGAUAAACUGAGAGUGGUUUUCGACGGGUCCGCUCCUGAUGCCACCGGGAGGAGCCUGAACGAGUACCUGAGCCCGGGGGAGAACCUGUUGAGCCGUCUUCCCUCUGUCUUGCUGAACUUCCGCAUCAAUGCUGUUGGUUGCCAGGCAGACAUUCGAGCCGCCUUCCACCAGAUCGUCCUGAAGGAGGAGGACAGGCGCUACGUGCAGUUCCUGUGGGGAGACCGCCACCUGCGCUUUCAGAGGGUCCUGUUCGGCGUAUCCUGUUCGCCGUACAUGCUGUUGCGCACUGUGUGCUGCCAUGUCCGCCAGUGCCUUGUCUCCCAGCCGGAGCUGAUGCAGAAGGUGCAGGGAGCGCUCUACAUGGACGACCUGUGCCCGACGUUCGGCACCAGAGAAGAGGCGGCUGCUGGGAUGAAGGAAGUCAGCAGCGUCUUCAGCAAGGCCAGGAUGGAGCUGCACAAGACCCGCACCACAGGUGAUGUGUCCUCCGAGGACUCAAAAGUGUUGGGUCUGGCGUGGAACACCGAGACUGACCGACUCGCUGUGACCGUGCCUGAGAUGUUGUGUCCUCGCACCAGGAGUGAGCUUCUGUCCGCAGUGGCAAAGCCGUUUGACCCGUUGGGCCUGCUCACCCCGUGGCUGGUCAGAGGGAAGGCUCUGUUCCAGCGGACCUGGUCGGUGGAGCUGACGUGGGACGAGCCGCUGCCCGAUGCGCUGCAAGCAGAGGUCGCCGCCUGGUGGCAAGAUUCUGCCGGCAGCACAGUCUCCUUCCCGCGUGCUGCGAUGAUCGGUGAGACCAGUCUGGGCACGCAGUAUCAUGUCUUCUGUGAUGCCUCCAAGACCGCCUACUGUGCCACUGUGUACGUCUCGCAGGGUGGGGAGUCACAGUUGUUGAUCUGCAAGGGACGACUGGCGCCGAUCAACCCGAGCCUGACUGUCCCCCGGCUCGAGCUGAUGGCGGCGCUGACCGGGGCCCGACUUAUGGCCUUCGUGACUGAGUCACUGUGUCUGUCAGCACCCAGUGUGACGUACUGGACUGAUUCGACAGAUGUCUUGUGUUGGAUCAAGAGUGACAAACUGUUCCGCGUGUUUGUUCACAACCGUGUGACUGCCAUCAGAGAGCUGACCGAUCCUGACCGCUGGCGGUUUGUCCGGGGGCUUGAGAACCCAGCCGACCUGGGUACGAGGGGCAUCACCCUGUCUCAGCUCGCAGAGUCUGCGAAGUGGUGGAACGGCCCGCCGUUCCUCGUGACCUCUGACCUGCCUCCUCAGCCAGACCCGGUGGAGACGGUGAGCCCUGAGGCCGACGUGGAGGAGAGGAGGGUGGCUCCUGUGACUCGUAGCCACCCUGUGAUGCAGAACGUGCCGUCGGUAGAGACUGCUGAUGACGCGUUCCAGGCCACCGAUUUCUCAGAUCUUGGAGCCGCCGUGAACAGGAUCGCAUGGCUGAAGAGGUUCGUCCACAACGCCCGGAGUCCUGAGACUGAGCGUCAGUCCGGACCGCUGUCGCCAGAGGAGAGAAGAGAGGCGCUCGUGUACUGGAUCCGGGAGGCCCAGCGGCGCGCCUUCCCGGAGGAGCUGCGUGCGGUGAGAAACGGGACUCUGCUGCCGGUGAGUUCCCCGUUAGCCAAGUGUGUCCUGUGCAUCAGCGACGAUGGACUGUUGUGUUCCGUGCCAAGGACCAAUGAGCCGCCGCUGAUCGUUCUCCCGGAGUGGGCACAUAUCACUGUGCUGAUCGUUGACGAGGCGCAUCGCCGCUGUUUUCACCAGGGAACGAGAGUGACUCUCGCGCUCCUGUCGGGCGAGUACUUCAUCCGCAGGAGGACGGUGCGCCGAGUGCUGGGGACCUGCUUCAGGUGCCGGCGGUACAGAGGACUGCCCUACCGAGCUGCGGACGGCCGUCUGCCUGCAUUCAGGUCAGAAGUCUCGCGCCCAUUCUCCAAGGACCUGGCGUAACCGGCGCCGUGUGAGUGACCGUCUCGUCCGUCGGUGGACGACCGAGUACCUCGAGACGCUGAGAGGCUGGGCCGCGUCACC
Messenger RNA from Amphibalanus amphitrite, 2419 nucleotides. RefSeq lists its product as uncharacterized. The coding region runs from base 164 to 2338 and encodes 724 amino acids. NCBI's taxonomy places the organism in Eukaryota, Metazoa, Arthropoda, Thecostraca, Balanomorpha, Balanidae. The record is from RefSeq and is a predicted model, not a curated record. The transcript is spliced from 2 exons.